GCCCAAUUAAAACGGUUCCCGAACCGAACCGGUUCGGACUCUCAGCUAGACUUGGCCCAGCUAGUUGGCAUUGUAUAUUUUUCAUGCAGCUCGUUAACUUUCACUUCGGUUACAAGGGGCGGAGACCAAGGCAAAGGCAAAGGCAAAUCGCAAUAGGAUCGAGAAAACAAUUAAGGAUCGAAAUUCAAAAUCGGGAGUGAUGUGAAUGCGAUAUACUGGCCAAGAUAAUGGCAUCCAAAUACGAGCGCAUAUUGAGCGAUUGCAGGGCGAAGAACGUGCUGUGGGAAGACCCCGAUUUCCCCGCGGUUCAGUCGUCCGUCUUCUAUUACCAAACGCCCCCCUUCACCUUCCAAUGGAAACGUAUAGUGGAUCUGGCCAUGGAUAAUGGAUCUGGCUCAGGAUCGGGAUCUGGAUCAGUACCGGUGUUCCUCAAUGAGACGGCCGAAUUCGACGUGGUUCCUGGCAAAAUGGGCGAUCGCUGGCUGGUCUCCUGCCUGGGGCUGCUCAGUUCUUUGAGGAAUCUCUUCUACCGGGUGGUGCCCGCCGAUCAGACCUUAACCAAUGCCCACGGCGUCUUUCGCUUCCGCUUGUGGUGGUGCGGCGAAUGGGUGGAGGUCCUCGUCGACGAUCGACUGCCCACCAUCAACGGUCGUCUGGCCUUCAUGCAGCCGCAGGCAUCGAAUUGCUUCUGGGCCGCCCUGCUGGAGAAGGCCAUUGCCAAGCUGCACGGCUCCUACGAGGCGCUCAAGUAUGGAACGCGAUCGGAUGGACUGACGGAUCUCCUGGGCGGCGUUGUCCGGCAAAUGCCCAUCCUGGCGGACAACAUACGGCCGCAGACGCUCAAGGAGCUGCUGACCACCACCUGCAUUGUCACCUGUCUGGCCGACAAGGGCGCCACCGUGGCCAAGAAGAACCUGGCCGAGCGAAUGCCCAACGGGAUAUUGGUGAACGUUAACUACAGACUCUCCAGCCUGGACAAGGUGAAGACCCUGAUGGGGGACUCGGUGCAGCUGGUGUGCCUGAAGGACACGUUCUCGAGCAGGCCGUUUGGCGAGAAGACGCACUUCCUCGGCGACUGGUCGCCAUCGUCGAAGACGUGGGAGCGCGUUUCGCAGGUGGAGCGGGCGCGUCUCAUCCGCCAGCUGGGUCCCGGCGAGUUCUGGUUGUCUUUCUGCGAUUUCGUCGAGAUCUUCACCACCAUGGAGGUGGUGUACCUGGACACGGAGACCUCCCAGGACGAGGAGAUGCUCAAGAGUCGGCCGCUGCAUUGGAAAAUGAAGAUGCAUCAGGGUCAAUGGAAGCGAGGCGUCACCGCCGGUGGUUGUCGCAAUCACGAGUCCUUUCACAUCAAUCCCCAGCUGCUGAUUGCGGUGCAGGAUCAACAGGAUCUGGUGGUGGCGCUCAAUCAGCACACGGCCGUCGAACCGAAGGUCAUUGGGUUCACCAUGUACAACUGGGAUGGCGACUACUUGCUCAGCGAGUGCCUGCAGAAGGACUUCUUCAAGAAUCACGUCAGCUUCCUCAAUUCGGACUAUGGCAAUACGCGGCACGUCAGCUAUCAUACGCACUUGGAGGCGGGCCAUUAUGUGCUCAUUCCGACCACCUAUGAACCGGCGGAGGAGGCCCAUUUCACGGUUCGCAUCCUGGGCACUGGAUCGUUUCGUCUCUCCUGUUUGGAAACGCAGACCAUGAUCCUCCUCGAUCCAUUUCCGGCGCUCAAGAGCUCGGAAAGCGAUCGAUGCUCGGGUGUAGGUGCUCCAGGUGCUUCAGCUGGCCAAAAGGUGAAGAGCGUGUGCCAGUACGAGCCCGUCUACAUGCAGCUGGCCGAUGAGAACAAAACGAUCAACUGCUUCGAGCUGCACGAACUGCUGGAGGCCUGCCUGCCCAACGAUUAUAUCAAGGGAUGCGCCAAUAUCGACAUCUGCCGCCAGGUUAUCGCCUUGCAGGACAGGAGCGGAAGUGGGAGGAUUACCUUUCAGCAGUUCAAGACCUUUAUGGUGAAUUUGAAGUCCUGGCAGGGCGUCUUUAAGAUGUACACCAAGGAGAAGGCAGGCAUUUUGCGGGCCGAACGACUGCGAGAUGCCCUGUGCGACAUUGGCUUUCAGCUGAGCACCGACAUCAUGAACUGCCUGAUCCAGCGAUAUAUCCGCAAGGAUGGCACCUUGCGACUGAGCGACUUUGUGUCCGCCGUCAUCCACCUGACCACUGCCUUCAAUCAGUUCCACCUGAAGAACUACAGCCAGGUGAACGUCAUCGAGGUCCAUCUGCACGACUGGAUAAAAAGCAUCCUGAGCUGCUGAAUGAAUUUCUGUCUUUUUUUUUCGAGAAAUCUUAAGAUUCUAUUUGUUUAACAUAAGGAUAAGGAUGCGACGGAGCCAGUUUCGCUUGAUUACUAUCUUUAAUCUAUAACUAUGUUUUUUUGUAACCCAUAAACUUAAGAUUUCGUUACGAAGAUUCUUAAUUCUAAACUCUUGGCUUUAACCCAAUUCAUGUUCGUUUUCUCGACCAUUUGUUCAAUUUAAUUUAAUUUUAAUUUAACUUGCGAACGAGAAGACGGCCUUUAAUAAGUUGUAAACUCCCUAAAACAGCUAAAAGGGAAACCCCUACACUCAUAGAAAUUUGUUUCUAAAAUUUAGAAAUCUCGCCUUUUAAUUUGUUUUAAGAAAUUUAGCCUUUAAAUCUAGAAGUUUUCUAUACUUAAAGGCAAUUUUAUUAAAAAGAAGAACAAAUUUUUUCCAUUUC
This is a messenger RNA of Drosophila takahashii, 2742 nucleotides long. It is a transcript of the gene CalpC, whose product is annotated as calpain C. Lineage: Eukaryota; Metazoa; Arthropoda; Insecta; Diptera; Drosophilidae. Gene Ontology annotation, molecular function: calcium-dependent cysteine-type endopeptidase activity; calcium ion binding. Gene Ontology annotation, cellular component: cytoplasm. The record is from RefSeq and is a predicted model, not a curated record. Gene Ontology annotation, biological process: proteolysis.